AUGCGGGCCGUGAUCUGGCUGAUCCGGCUGCCUCAGUGUGAUCCUGGCCUGCGCGCAGUCUGCAAGGCAGCGCGCAACCUGCAGAGAACGCGCGCUGGGAUCAAGGGCAAAUGCGCAAUGCUGCCAGCCAGGCGCUGGCAGUGGCAGGCGCAGUGGAGGUUGGGAUCACUGGCAUUUGCGCUGCGGCAUCCAGGGCCAUUGAUCCUGCAGCGUCACUGGAUCACAGGUCACUGGAUCACCCGCCCGCCCACUACAAAUACUCUCCCCCACCCGCGUCUCCUUCCCGUCUUCCUCCCUCUUUCAUCCAUCCACUCAACGACAACCCUCGGUGAUCUUUAUCGACUACAUCACUUUCCCAUCGGAUUACCAUCAUCUACAAUGGCUCGCACAAAGCAGACUGCCCGUAAGUCCACUGGUGGCAAGGCCCCCCGUAAGCAGCUUGCUUCCAAGGCUGCCCGCAAGGCCGCCCCCUCUACCGGAGGUGUCAAGAAGCCUCACCGCUACAAGCCUGGUACCGUCGCUCUCCGUGAAAUCCGUCGCUACCAGAAGUCCACCGAGCUGCUCAUCCGCAAGCUCCCCUUCCAGCGUCUGGUUCGUGAGAUCGCCCAGGACUUCAAGUCGGACCUCCGCUUCCAGUCUUCUGCCAUCGGCGCUCUCCAGGAGUCCGUCGAGGCCUACCUCGUCUCCCUCUUUGAGGACACCAACUUGUGCGCCAUCCACGCCAAGCGUGUCACCAUCCAGUCCAAGGACAUCCAGCUUGCCCGCCGUCUCCGUGGCGAGCGCUCUUAG
This is a messenger RNA of Talaromyces rugulosus, 789 nucleotides long. RefSeq lists its product as uncharacterized. The record is from RefSeq and is a predicted model, not a curated record. Gene Ontology annotation, biological process: rRNA transcription. The coding region runs from base 1 to 789 and encodes 262 amino acids. The transcript is spliced from 4 exons. Gene Ontology annotation, molecular function: structural constituent of chromatin; DNA binding; protein heterodimerization activity. Lineage: Eukaryota; Fungi; Ascomycota; Eurotiomycetes; Eurotiales; Trichocomaceae. Gene Ontology annotation, cellular component: nucleosome.